Molecule: messenger RNA, 10201 nt
Organism: Acromyrmex echinatior (Panamanian leafcutter ant)
Lineage: Eukaryota; Metazoa; Arthropoda; Insecta; Hymenoptera; Formicidae
Biological process (GO): regulation of transcription by RNA polymerase II
Cellular component (GO): nucleus
Source: RefSeq, a predicted model, not a curated record
AGAGAGGUGCGCCUCGCCGGUCAUCGUACGGGUGUAUGCGUGCACGCCUGCCCUCGCCAACACGCGGCAACGAUGAGACAUUGGCAAAGAUGAAACAAUCUCCGGAGAGAAAAGGAUGAAGCUUCUUCAUUUAAAGAUCAGAUUCAGAAUGUCAAAGGAUAGCGCACCGUCAUUUCCUCAACCAAAGGCAAGGAAAUUAAGUCUCGAGUUUAAGAUCGGAAACACGUCGAUCAGCCGAGGCGCGGUUCCGUCGGGAAAUCGAAGGGAAGAACCGCACGCUAGGCUGACUGGGAGGAUCGUUUCGUGGGACAUGGCUUAAUUCACGACAAGUGGGAGACAGGUGGAGGAGCUACCAUCCUCGGGUCUCAGGAUUCCGAGAACGCGGAUGGUCGCCGAGAUUUCCUACGACGUUGGAAGUAAUCACGAGUGGUGUCGGGUGGUGUGUUCGUGAUCUAAGGGGGGGGCUCAGUGGCUGUGAUCGUGGUGUUGUGUCGGGGAUCAGUGUGUCGUCGGUGAAGAGUGGUGAAAGGUAUAUCGAGUUACGCGUCUCAGCUACGCGAGUAAGAAUUAACGACAGGGGCAAGUGUGGUGAAGAGAAAUCAAGGUGGAUAAGGUGUACACACGAUAACCAAGAAGUGGAAGACGCGAGGAAGAAAGAGAAAGAGAGAGAGAGGAGAGAGAAAAGAGAUACGGCUGGGAUAUAUCGCGAAUUACCCUUGUCGAGCGAGAGUAGAAGCGAGAGAGUGAGUGAUGUGUUCGAUGGACGAGGCGCGUCUCGCGGGCGGUGGUCGGGGUAAUGAUAACGCGUGUAGUCACGCGCGCUACCACUACUAUUACUUGGUAUCCAAAGUGAGAAACGGUGGGCAGUCGGUGACCAGGCUGGCGGGCGCCGGGGAAACGUUUCCAAGGGCAUGGCGACCACGCCACUAGGCGGUCGCCUCCCUAACGUAAACCGUAAAGGACCAUCUCCGUGCAUCGGUGGUGGUGGUAUUAGUAGUAAUAAUAGUAAUAGUAACAGUGGUGGUAACGGCAGCAACGGCAACACCAGCAACGGUAACAGCGGCAACAACAACAACAACAACAACAACAACGGCUUAAGUAAUAACAACUUUAGCGGCGGUCAGUCAAGGAGGCAAGAGAGAGCACUGAUCGGCAGGGAACACCGCGAUCAUCGUCACCAUCACCAUCACCAUCAUCACCACCAUCAUCACCAUCAUCAUCACCAUCAGAAUCGGGACAAGUCAUCAUUAUCAUCGUCGUCGUCGUCGUCGUCGUCGUCGUCGUCGUCGUCGUCGUCGUCGUCGUCAUCAGGCCAGCAGCGUGAGUCUAAUAAAAUAAGCACAGUGGCUGCUAACAUCGGUGAACUGGAUCCGGCCGCGACGAAUGCGACCAAUAACUUUGAGUACGACGACAACGAAUGGGACAUUGGCAUAGGUGACCUGAUAAUCGAUCUUGAUGCGGACAUUGAGAAGACGAGGGACGAGAAAUUGAGCUCGGGGACAGGCAUGGCUUCUACGCCUGCCUCGGCAGCAUCGGCACCGAAUAACGCGAAUCAUCAUCAGUUACAAAACUCAGCAAGUGGUCUCAACUCAAACUCCUCGUCCUCGUCCGUCCCGUCGACUGGCACGAACGCCGGAAGUCAGUCGUCGUCGUCUUCGUCAUCGUCGUUGUCGUCGUCCUCUUCGUCAUCCUCAUCCUCAUCGUCCUCUUCUUGUGGGGUGAAUUCAACGCGUUCCAACAGUCCCGGUAGCGGCAGUGGCAGCGCGAACGGCACCGGCAGCGCGAACGGGGCCGGUAACGCAAACGGUACCGCAUCUGUAGUCACCGGUAAUAAGCAAGCGUCGGGUGUGAACGUGAGCGGCGUAAACGCCGUCCACGCUAACGCCGGUAAUCCCGGCAAGAUGGCCGUUGAACAUUCGGCCACCGUCGACAAGGGCCUCAAGAUGAAGAUCAAGCGAACGAAGCCCGGUACCAAGACCAGCGAAGCCAAACACGAGAUUGUUAAGUCGAACGAGAUCAACGGAACCGUCUCGUCGCAAGACUCGAACAACGGCACCGCUGCCUCCUCAACGUCCUCGUCCUCGGCCGUCGGCUCGACGUCCGCGUCGGCCGCGGUAACACAAAACUCACAAAAUUCGGAAUGCGGCGCGGCCGGCGGCGGUCAGUCCUCUUCGUCGAAUAAGUCGAAGCCGAGCCAUUCGCCGGCAUCCGCUGGCGGCACCGGUGCCGCGCCCUCGUCCACCGCUGGCUCGAAACGUGGUUCGAGCGGUCAUAGGCGUGACAAAGCACGAGACAAGCACGAAAAACCGCAGAGCAAUCAUACCCCCCAGCAAACGAAACCAGAGAUGAACGGUACCGCGCGACCGACACCGCAGGGUCAAAAUUCGGCCGGUGGUGCGACGCAGUCUCAGGGCCCAACGCCGGCCGCCACGGCGCCACAACAGACCCAGGGACCACCGCCCAGUUCGAGGACAGGUUUCUCCGUAUCACAAGGCCCCGGGCCACCCGCGACCAGCGCGGCGGCACCCUGUCCGCCGCCGAGUCCGGCGAGCGCCACGGCGGCCGGCGCGGCGGCCAAACCGGAACAAACCAAGGUCGCCGCGGUGCCGGGUCCACCGCUCACGACACCCGCCGAGGAAGCAAUGGACACUGCCGCUAGUCCUCCGCCUGCGAAAAAAAUGAAGACGGAACCAAAGGACAUGUCCGACGUAUGCGUUGGAACCAGCGUGGGGACCAUCACGGAACCGGAGUGUUUGGGACCCUGCGAGCCCGGUACCUCCGUCACCCUCGAGGGCAUCGUUUGGCACGAGACCGAAGGAGGUGUACUAGUAGUAAAUGUUACGUGGAGGGGUAAGACGUACGUCGGGACGUUGCUGGACUGCACACGUCAUGACUGGGCGCCACCACGUUUCUGUGACUCGCCAACUAGCGAUCUGGAUGCCCGCACGCCUAAGGGUCGCGGUAAGCGCGGCCGCGCCGCGGCCAACUCCACGCCCGGCAACGACCUGAGUAACUUCACAGAGACGAGGAGUUCCGUGCACAGUAAGCUGCGCAACGGCGGUAAGGGUCGUCGGGGCGCACAGGGUUCACCUGCGGCUAGUCCGAGCCCAGCGGCAUUCGUGCCGCCACGACCAGAUCCGGCGGCGAAGCGGAAGUCGCGCGGACCCGAGGAGGAACAGGACAAGAACAAGCGACGGGCGCCGCCACCGACGCCACCCAGCGGUUCACCACCUGCUAGUCCAGUAUUGCUCGAAUGUCCCGAGCCGAACUGCAGUAAAAAGUACAAACACAUUAACGGACUCAAAUACCAUCAGAGCCACGCGCAUGGCUCUGCCGACGACGAUGACACCAAGGAAGGUAUCACCAGUAUGUCGGAAAAUGAUGAGAGCAAUAUCGAAGCUCCAAGCCCUGCCACGCCAGUGAAGUCCCCUCCACGAGUCCCAUCACCCAGCAUAGAACCGCCUACGCCUGUGCUUGCGGACAAAAGCAUCGUCAAGCCGGGCGUACUCAGGUUCGGCCAGGACGAUCUUCCGGCGCCCACUUCUACGGCGCCAUCGAGGCAGCAGCAGCAAUCUGUGCAGCAGCAACAGCAACAACAACAACAACAACAGAAUCAGUCGUCUUUAGUCUCGUCAAAUCCGCCCCAAAGCCCCAGUCCCCAUCCCAGUCAGUCCCCCAGGCCUGUGCCUUCGCCACAUCCAAGUACGAAUAUUCCCCAGCCCCUCAACAUCCCGCAGCCACCGCAACCGUCUCAGAUGCAACAAUCGCAUCAAUCGCAGAAUCCUCUUCUGCAACAACCGCAGCCAUCGUUGCAGCAAGUCGGCCAACCGCCUCAACAGCAGCUACAACCUGUCAGCAGUCAGCAGCAGCAACAGCAGCAGCAGCAGCAGCAGCAGCAGCAGCAGCAACAACAACAAUUGCAGUCAUCGGUUCAACAACAGCUGCCGCCGGCGCAUCAAUUGCAAUCGGUGCAGCAUCCCUUGUCAGCUCAGUUGGGUCAGCCCGCGCAGGCCCAUGUGGUGCAGCCGUCUGGAUUACAGCAACAGGCCAGUCUACAAAGUAUAGCCAGUCAGCACGCGGGUUUGCAGAAUCUUGCAAAUCAAGUGUCGCAACAGGCAGCGGGUUUACAGACGGCACCGCCACCACCAAGUCAUCCAGGUCAGGGCGUGCAAUCGCACUUGCAACAGUACCCAACUGCGGUGUCGUUGCACGCUGCUGCGACGAAGAUGCCACAGUUCAAGGUAAAACCUACGGCUGCGCUGAUGCCAGAGCAGGACAAGAGCAAAACGAGCGCGGAUGCACGUGCUCCCAAACCACAGAGCUACAAGAAAAAAUCGCGAAAAUCACCCGGUGGCAGUCCGCACCCAUCGCCUCUCGAGGCGCCGAUCGUCGAUUCGGCGCGCGAUGAUGUACAAAGCCCGGCCUACUCGGACAUAUCGGAUGACGCAGCGCCAGUGCUCGAGGCCGAACCGGUAGACAAGUCCAAACAGAGUCAAGAAAAAGACAACAAGGCCACGGUGCCAGCGCAUCUGCCUGCGCAUUUCAGUAUGUAUCAGUACUAUGGUCAGCCGCCUUACCUGGUGUCCAACGUUCCGGACAGCAAACCGGUGGUAGAUCAGAAGCCGAGCGAUCUUACGCCCAAGCAGGAGAUAAAACCGCUCAACAUACCGCAGAUGCCUUCGAUGGCGAGCUUGCAGAGUGUCGUGUCGGAAAAAGAGAAGAAAGAACUGAGCCAACCUGUACCGCAGCCGCAACAGCAGCCGCACUAUUAUGGUGGUUACGGUGGUUAUAUGCCACCAGGCUACGCCUACCAGCCACCGCAGCCGGUUUCGCAACAGCAGCAACAGAGUCAGCAGUCGCAGGAUCAGGAGUCGCAUGAACAGAAGACUAAGAUUAAGCAGGAGCCACAGCCACAGCCGAGUCUGAAAGACAAACAACACGAAAAUCAUCAGAUACUCAAGGAGAGUAUCGAGAUGAAGAGUCAGAUGAGUCCGUACCACGUUUAUCACAGUUCGCAGAGUCAACGAGCGGCACCGCCGCCACCUCCUCCGGGACCUGUUCAAGAUGACAGGAGGUAUUAUCUGUAUCCGAGUGAACAAAGGAGAAAAGAGGAAUCAAACAAACAGAAUCAACAAGCAAAGGCGCCACCGCCUAGUCCAAAGCAUCAGCCGAAGCAAGAAAAACCACAGGAUCUCGGAAAGAGCGAAGACUCAAAGAGCAAGCAGGAGGGCGUAAAGCCGACGAUGGAGACUCAGGGACCGCCGCCGCCGCCUACCUCGCAGUACGCUUAUAUUCAUCCCAGUUAUAUGCAGCCACAGCAUUAUGGUGCGCUGCCAUUCGAUCCAGGUCACCCAGUCUACCGCGGCCUCAGCCCCAUGCUGGUGCCCGGUCCAUAUUCGAGUAACCCCUAUCUUCACCAGCUGCCUAGGUAUCACGCGCCGGAGGAUCUUAGUCGGCCACCCGGCGGCAAAGCGCUGGACUUGCUCCAACACCACGCUAAUCAGUAUUACUCGGCGCACAAGAUACAUGAGCUUCAGGAGCGCGCGCUCAAAUCACCGACGCCCAAGACUUCUGCAGCGUCCGCCAGCCCAUCUUCGGCGGGUCCGACCCCCGCCCGACCCCCCAGUGGUCCGCCUACGUCAGUUGCAGGCCCGGGCCCACCUCCGGGCCAAGGUCAGCAGCCAUCCGGCAAACAGCAGGGUCAACCGGGUAGUCAGCAGCAGCAACAAGGUGCGGUGGAUGCCAGCGGUGGGAGCCUUGGCAAGGAUAACAGAUCGCCGCCUCCACAGAGACACGUGCACACGCAUCAUCACACUCACGUGGGCCUCGGGUAUCCCUUGUUGACGGGACAGUACCCCGCCCCCUACGGAGCGGCAGUGCUGGCGAGUCAGCAGGCCGCCGCGGUAGCCGCCUCGGUGAUCUCGCCAUUCCCACCCAAGUGACCCGCGGCCCCCGCCCCCGUCCUGCCCGGCGGAACCGCCGGGGGCAACUCUGCCGCACAGGCCCACCACACGCAUCCGGCGGCGGCGAGCGGCACGCCCGGUGCGGGACAUCCGCACGGCACCGCCGCCGGUGGCGGCAGGCAACCGUAGGAGACAUGGACACGAGCGAGCGAGCGGUGUAGCCAAUACUGAACAGGAUGCCGCGUGUAUUUUCAAUGCAUACUGCAUUGUAUGCCUGGAUUAGGACCAAGGAGAAACCAGUAAAGAAAAGUUGACGACGGCCGGAUUAGGAUCAAAAUGUAGCCGGUAAAGAAGCCGGGAUGUUCUUUACCUCUGUACCGCCCGUUCUCUCGAUGUCGUUUGAAAUUGGGAUCUCAGAAAAGCUAGUUGAAACGUUAGGACCACGAAGCGAUGACCAAGAUGACGGGUGCUAUCGUUCCUCUUCUCAACAACGGUUCAAGUAUUAGGGAUUGAAGACUAGAUGAAAUAUUAAAACUCCUAUGUGAUAGUCAAGAAAAGAGGAAUGGGAAUAGUGUGCUGUUCAUUUACUUGAUAACGCUAACUGGAACUUUAGGGCAAUGUGAUACAUGGUGCUCUAUAUGGUAUUAUUCAUGUCCCUGUGAACUAGGCUGAAUUAGGAAUUCUAUAUAUGCAAGCAAACUGUAAAUCAGUGAUUAGUGAUGAUAUUAGAAGGAAUCAGGAAGAUUGAUGGAUCACGAAGAUUCACGACUUUUUAAAUCAGGCGCACAUGCGGAAAGUACUAUAUGUAUAUCGAUUUUAGAGGACGUGAGAAAGAUAAGAGACUGAACUCGAUUCGACGCACAAAUACGUUGUCCAUAUUCUCGGACAGAGUUGUUUCUGAUCAAUCUGAACAGUUAGUAGUAGGCUUGACGAGACAAUCGUGAGUAAGCAAUCCUUUGGAUGUAUCGAACUAUCGGAGCGAUGCUCACGCGAUGAGAGGACGAAUUUCCUCCUAUCAUACUCCCCAAGUAUCGUGACGCCACAUAUGUCCAUUGCGGAUUCACGAUUCUCGCGCAGACAAAACCAGUUUGCUGGAUAUCCUUCUUCGUGUACAUAGUGUAUAUCUAAGGAACACGCGCCGCAUAAUGUACAGACGCCUUCAGUUAGUGUAAGAAUAAGUGAUUAGGAACUCGAUCUCAGCCCGUAAACUGAGACCUGUAAAGUUUCGAGGGGUACGAUCUAUCUCAUGAGAUGAGGGUCCUCGAGCGGGAUCGAGUGAAAGAUUGCCUCGUUUCGGUGGACUGGAUACGCUCAGUGCCAUCCAAAAAAAAAUCAUUGAUUCCUCGUUUGACAUGUGCUGAUUCUGGGUAACACUCGGUUUCUCUUUUCUUUCUAGUGUCUAGAUCUAAACAGACCUUGUGGGACCGGUAGCUCGGAAUGGAACGGAGAAUUGCAGAUCCGGGAAGUAUUAACUAAACGACAUUCGGGACCCGAAGUUAGGAUAGGCUGAGGGAGGUCCGUGCGAUCCAUCCAUCGGAACGAGGCGUGGAAGAUGCGCGACGACGAGGUUCGCGAGGAAGCAGGCGUCUCGUUAGACUGAAGCACGCGAGGACGAACGGCACUGUCGGCGUUCUUGCGUCCACGGGGCCGCGCUGGCAAAAAUUGCGGCGAGCAUGGAUUAAUGCGUGCCGAGUGCGAGCGCGGUUCCGCCCCCGACUCUCAGAUUCGAGCGUAUGUGUCGAGGCGAGGUGAAAUUUUUAUCGAGCGUAGAGAAGCUUAAGAGCGUGCGAGCGAGCGCGUGUAGAUGUGUGUGUGUGUGUGUGUGCAUAUAUAUAUAAGAGAGAAAGAGAGACAAAAAAAAAUAUAUAUAUAACGAUUAUAUAUAGGGUAUACGAGAGAUGUAAGAGAGUAGCGAAUCACGUGCGUCGACUGCCUUGUACAAGCAUAAUGCAUGCGUGUGGAUGUGCGUGCGUAUAGAUUCCGUAUCGAUGUAUUUUAUUGUAAAGAAAUAAGAAUUUAGGCGUGCGCAACUUCGAUUUUUGUAGAGAAAUUGUAUAACUUUGCUGAUAACUUAUCUCUUAGGGAAAUGAAGAAUUCAUAAUUGUGUGUUGAUCGAUCGCUAAAUGCCGAUAAACGCGACCAGAGGGAACUCGUCUUUAGGCAUGAACGAUUUAUAAAAUCACAAGGAAGAAGAAAAAUGAAAAAACGAGGCGACACGUAAUGCGUUGAUUCUAAAUAAUUAAGUGGCGUUAAGUGACUGUAAAUUCGAUUCUAGAACGCUAUUUGUUUACUAAAGUAAUGGUAGCCAGUGAUGCGCGAGAGCUAGGGGGAGAAAAAAAAAGGGACAAGGGGUUGAGGAGAAGUGCAGGGGCGAGGUCUGUAGAGUGAAGUAAAUAGGAGGAGCGAAACGUAUAAUUACGUAUGCAUACGCAACUAUAUAUAUAUGUAUCUAUAAACUACAUAAUAUUUGUUCAGUAACUACUAUCGUCAUCCAUUUUAUAUAUAUUAUAUGCGAUUAUUGAUUAUUAAUUAUAUUAUUUUAUUACUAUCGUCAGUGUGACGUAAGGUAGGGAGAAAUAAGAGGAAAAAAAGAGAAGAGAAAGAUAACGGCGGUGCGAGAAAUUUUUAUUAGGCAGCGUUUCGCAAAUGCCAAAUCAAAAGAUAUGGCUAAAGAUAUGAUACGGUUGACAUUUCAGGGGAGAAAAAAGAUAUUUAAUAAAAUGAAGGAAUGGAGGAGCAGGGCAAAACAUAAUCAUCCAUUUUGCCGAAUGUAAGCGAAACCGCGAUAGAGAAGCGCGCGCGCACGCACCUAUGUGAGCGAGAGGAUGUACGUAUAAAUGUUUUAUGAAUAACUUUGUUUGUAUAUGCAUCUUUGUGUAUGUGUGCGCGUGUAUUGUGUGCGUAUAUGCGAAUGAAUGAGAGAAAUAAAAAAUGAAUCGCUUCAGUUUAGUGGGGCGCCCAGCGGACGAAGGGGUGGGCUUUAAAAAAAAUAAAUGCUGGUGCUGCUCUGUGAUUUUUAUUAAAAAAAAGCAAAUAAAAGGAAAAGAAGAAUCCGAGAAAGAAAGAGUACACGAAACGAUCGAGGGACUCGAUAUUCUACGAGAUCUCCAUAAGUAUAAAAGAAAUAUUUAAAAAGUGUGAAAAAAGAAUAAGAAGCAACACGCAGAGAGAUAGCUUGAGUACCUGGAUUCUGCCCUGGUCCGCGUCUGCCUCCGUGAGCGAAGGUGCAAAAGAAAGAAAAAAAAGUGAGUGAGUGAGUGAGUGAGUGAGUGAGUGAGAGAGAGAGAGAGAGAGAGAGAGAGAGAGAGAGAGAAAUAAGAAAUAGAGAAUGUGAGAAUAAAAGAAGAAGAAUGUACGAGUGCGCCGCGUCGUUUCACUCAACUGUACAGGCUGUAAAAUGUAUUCGCUUUCAGUAAGCAAGGAAAAAAGAAUUUUAAUAUAGAUCGUUAAUCGCUAAUUAGGGGAUAUACGUAGAGGGAGAAAGAUAUGAGGAGAGAAAGAUGGUGAGAGUCAUCGUCGUCUCUCGUAAGCUCAAAGAGCUUUAUUGCACCUUCACGUGAAUCGCACAUUACUGAAAGACAGGUUACAACUUUGUGGAUUAGAUGGUCGGUCUUCGCUACCCUUGCACUCCUCCUGUCGGCCCCCGCUCGCCCCGUGGGAAUGAGAAACCCCUUGGGACGCGCAACUCGCCCGAGUGUAAUAGAGAGCGUAUGUAAUUAGCAAUUGGAGACAACCUCCGUGUCCGAGAAUACGACACUGUAGCGAGUACUACAUAUAUUUGCCAGGACGUUGCAUAAUCGAUCGUGAGAGUAUCAGAUGAGAAAGAAGAAAGAGUGAACAAGAAGAAGAAAGUAAGAGAAAAGGAAGAGAAAAAUCGUGUGAAACAAAAGGGUUGAAUUAUAUAUAGAUGCGCGUAUGCAUGUAUGUACGUAUAACAGAGGUAUGAGAGUGGAUAGAAGCGAAUGGUAAACGAUGCUAAGAGAACUGAGACAUAUAACAUAAUAAACAAGGACCCUUAUUCUCGUCUCCUUUUUUUAGAAUGAUAAAAAUAGUGAGUCGUUACGCUUUAUAUAUUAUACAUCUCGAGUAUAUGAAUAUACGAGUAAACAUAACGUACAGAGAAGCAGGUGCAGAAGAAGAAAAAAAACAUGCAGGCAUCUUGUCGUUAAAUUGUAAGAUAUUGUGUUCAAACUCCAGAAUGUACUCUGAUCCCCCUUCCUCAGACUACUAUAUAUUAAAUAUAUUGUGCACUAUGCUCCAACUUGUCCAUACAAAUAAAUAUAUUCAAAAAUCUCAAA